AAACCAAAUGGAAGAAUUUAACGUGCGCAGAAACCCAAUUAUACUACCCAACGAAACAACAAUGGAAGAACCCAAAAGUUUCUUAAAGCCUAUUAUCUUCAUCAAUAUUGACAUAUCGCCUACACAAAUUCAGACUGAUUUUACAUACCUAGAUAAAGAUAGACAAGUUAGACAGAAGCAAAAUUUUGAAUGCAAUCAGAAAUAUAUCAAAGACCAGUACUACACAUAUCAAAUAGACUGAAGUUAGGUUUGGAAAAGAUUUUCGGUGACUAUCUUCAACUGUACUCAAGUUACAAAAGAAAUGUGAAAAAAAGAUCGCCAGUGAGCCCAGCAUCCGAACUACUUGGUCAGGCUUUCCGAGACAUGCGGAAGAGAAGAACUUCAAAUAAUGAUGAAGGGAUAAAAACAAGCAAAACCCCGCUAAAGGAAAUCAAAAAAUUAUUUGUUUCCUCAAACCCAAACCUAUUUGAACAGCUUACGGCAAACUUUGACAUGGACGAUCUUUUUGUGCCGAAGGACGAAUUUUCUGCUUCGGAUAGCAAGUUAUUUACUACAUGCCAUCCAGGUUACAUGUAUUUUUUUAUGAUCACAUAUAUGCACUGUCUCAACAAGCAGAUAGAGGAAAAGUUAAAAAGUGAUGUAGGAUCGAAUUGGCGAGCCAACAAUAUUUGGUAUGGCGUAUCUAUUGAUAAAAAGUUAUUGGAUACUGUAUUCGGAUCAAUAAAAAAUCUGGAAAAAUCUUUCUUUGCAAGUGGAAUACUCAGGAAGGACGACGAACUUCGAAAAGCAAAAUUAUGUACCCGUGGUGAAGAAAUUCUACCAGCUAUCCAACACAAGUAUCAACAUUUGGAUUUUAGGUUGAAAUCAUACUAUGUUGUUGCACAGAUAUCUUCAAAGCAUAUUCAACUCAGUUUGCAUCAAGUGGUCAAACUGGCAUCACCUGGAGAUGAUCCAGCGUCCAUCAUUAUUCAGGAUGAAAUGAUACAAAUCGAUGAUGUAUAUGAUACACUGUGUAAGAAUAUUAUGAAGAGCCUACAAGUCAAAUGUCAAGUUGACUAUUGCACCACCUACAAGAGUCAGGAAGAUAUACAAUAUGAUUUCCAGUCAUUAGAGAUAUAUAACAAUAUUUAUCGAAAUUUAAAACCAUGCGUUGUUGAACUUUUCGAAAAAAACAAAUCAAAUUUGGACAUGGAUUCCAAAAUACAGCUGGAUAUCAACACGAAAUGCGAUUGCAGUAUCAGUAUUUCUCUUCGUGACAUUAUUGAAGUAGGCCUUAUGUCAGUAAUAGAAAGUAUAACAACUAAAAUAAUGGGUUCUUUGACCAACAAGAGACUAUUUGGAGGCUAUAUACCGAAUUACAUUUUUUUGUUUGGAGAUCCGUUCAAUCUGGGACAGGGUUCAAAGAUCCACAUCGCAUACACCAUGAUAAUGCAAAAAGCGAUUGAUGACGGCGUAUAUAUUAAAGAAAAAGAUACAUAGACAUUUGUACUAAGAGAAUCUAUUUUCCAAUUACUGGAGACGUUUUUGUCUGGAAAAAAGCCUUACAUGUUUGAAAGGUUUGUCACUGGAACUUUGUGCCAAGUAUCAAGCUAUACAUACGGGAUGCGGAUUAAAAAUUUAAACCAUUCGACCCCUUUCACCCGAAUAAACAGUGAUGGUGUUAUCAAAAAUACUAUUGCAGAUAAUGGUAGUUAUUUAGUAUUUAUUCAGAAAGGGAAGCCAGUUUCAACAAAAGGGCUUAUAAUUCAAAUCAAUGAACUAGGCCGUAAGUUAGUUGCCAUGAUUGUUCUUCUUCGUUUGUUCUAAUGAAACCC
This is a messenger RNA of Mucor mucedo, 1814 nucleotides long. RefSeq lists its product as uncharacterized. The transcript is spliced from 5 exons. The record is from RefSeq and is a predicted model, not a curated record. Bases 190 to 1479 code for a protein of 429 amino acids. NCBI's taxonomy places the organism in Eukaryota, Fungi, Mucoromycota, Mucoromycetes, Mucorales, Mucoraceae.